Molecule: messenger RNA, 4341 nt
Organism: Nomascus leucogenys (northern white-cheeked gibbon)
Lineage: Eukaryota; Metazoa; Chordata; Mammalia; Primates; Hylobatidae
Gene: WDR41
Product: WD repeat domain 41
Exons: 14
Coding region: 379-1758 (459 amino acids)
Biological process (GO): regulation of autophagy
Cellular component (GO): lysosomal membrane
Molecular function (GO): protein binding
Source: RefSeq, a predicted model, not a curated record
GUCGGGUUGCUGCUCCGCGCGCGUCCACCAGGGGCCGCUCGAGCUUCCUAAGCUCCGUGCGCCACCCGGCGGCGCACCCGCGCGUGCUCACUCGGAGCAGCGUGCGCCCGGCAAUCGCCGCAGCCGCCCCCGCCUUGGCCGCCGCUCCCCAAGCGACUGCCCAAACUAAGCCUCUGUGGCUGGGUACGGGAGCGCUUUGGGGACAAAGAUUCUCCCUCAACUGUGGUCUGCAUUCCUUUGGCCCGUGGGCUGAUCUGGGGCGGGAAGUAUUAGCGUCUGAGUUGCGCUGCAGCCGGGAACGAAGGAGGAGGCCGAGCCUGGGGCGGAGUUCGGGCUGACUGGGGCUGGACCGGGCGAGACGCCGCCGCUGCCGCCCGGAUGUUGCGAUGGCUGAUCGGGGGAGGCCGAGAACCGCAGGGACUGGCCGAGAAAUCUCCUUUACAGACAAUAGGUGAAGAACAAACCCAGAAUCCCUACACUGAACUGCUAGUACUGAAGGCUCAUCAUGAUAUUGUACGGUUUCUGGUACAGUUAGAUGACUACAGAUUUGCAUCUGCUGGUGAUGAUGGAAUUGUAGUUGUGUGGAAUGCCCAGACAGGGGAAAAACUUUUAGAACUGAAUGGACACACUCAAAAGAUAACAGCUAUUAUUACAUUUCCUUCCUUGGAAUCUUUUGAAGAAAAAAAUCAACUCAUCUUGACAGCCUCUGCUGAUAGAACAGUUAUUGUGUGGGAUGGUGAUACUGCCAGACAAGUUCAGAGAAUAUCAUGCUUCCAGUCUACUGUAAAGUGUUUAACUGUUCUUCAGAGACUAGAUGUUUGGCUUUCUGGUGGGAAUGACCUGUGUGUGUGGAACCGAAAAUUAGAUCUCCUGUGUAAGACUAGCCACCUUUCUGAUACAGGUAUUAGUGCUUUGGUUGAAAUACCUAAGAACUGUGUUGUGGCAGCAGUUGGCAAAGAACUGAUAAUUUUCAGGUUGGUAGCACCCACAGAAGGAUCACUAGAAUGGGAUAUUCUUGAAGUUAAGCACCUCCUUGAUCACCAGGAUAAUAUUCUCUCCUUGAUUAAUGUCAAUGAUUUGAGUUUUGUCACCGGCUCCCACAUCGGAGAGCUGAUCAUCUGGGAUGCCCUGGACUGGACCGUGCAGGCCUAUGAACGCAACUUCUGGGACCCAUCUCCACAACUGGACACCCAACAAGAAAUAAAACUCUGUCAAAAAUUAAAUGACAUUUCUAUUCAUCAUUUCACAUGUGAUGAAGAGAAUGUAUUUGCUGCAGUUGGAAGGGGUUUAUACGUGUAUAACCUUCAAAUGAAGCGUGUGAUUGCCUGCCAGAAAACUGCACAUGACUCCAAUGUGCUGCACAUUGCCAAACUUCCAAACAGGCAGUUAAUCUCAUGCUCAGAAGAUGGCAGUGUACGCAUUUGGGAGUUAAGAGAAAAACAGCAGCUUGCAGCUGAGCCUGUACCAACAGGUUUUUUUAACAUGUGGGGAUUUGGAAGAGUCAACAAACAAGCCAGCCAACCCGUUAAAAAGCAGCAAGAAAAUGCUACUUCAUGUUCACUGGAGCUUAUUGGAGAUUUGAUUGGACACUCAUCAUCUGUGGAGAUGUUUCUAUACUUUGAAGAUCAUGGACUAGUGACAUGCUCCGCUGAUCAUCUCAUUAUUUUGUGGAAAAAUGGAGAGCGAGAAUCUGGAUUGCGCAGUUUAAGAUUAUUUCAAAAAUUAGAGGAGAAUGGUGACUUAUACCUUGCUGUCUAGUUUAAGGAAUUAAAAAUACAUGCAUGAACCUUGAACAUCAAAUAUCAGCAUCUUCACUGUAGAAAUGACUGUCUCCAGAAACCACUUUCUAUAUGCAUUCUUAAGCAACUUCUCAUCUAUUAAAGUUUGAUCAUGAGAUUACAGCAAUUCAUUCACAUCUUCAGGCUCCACUUCUUCCAGACUCCUUUUAAUGUUGGAAUUUUGACCGCCUCCCAUGAAUCAGAAUGUUCUUAGUGGCAUCUAGAAUGGUAAAUGCUUUCCAGAAGGUUUUCAAUUGACUUUGCCCAGACCUAUCAGAGGAAUCACUAGUUAGGGCAGCUACAGCCUUAUUAAAUGUAUUUCUUAAAUAAGACUUAAAAGUUGAAGUGACUCCUUGACCCAUGGACUGCAGCACAGAUGUUGUGGUAGCAGGCAUGAAGACAACGUGAACCUCCUUGUAAAUCUCCAUCAGAACUCUUACGUGACCAGGUAACAAUUGUCAGUGGGCAGUAAUAUUUGGAAAGAAAUUUGAGCAGGUCUCAACCAUAGGCUUAAAUAUUCAAUAAACCAUGCUAUAAACAGACGUGCUGUCAUCCAGCCUUUGUUAUUCCACUUCUAGAGCAUAGGCAGAGUAGAUUUAACAUAAUUCUUAAGGGCCUUAAGAUUUUUGGACUGGUAAAUACACUCUGACUUCAGCUUAAAGGCACCAGCUACAUUCGCAGGCAUUGAACUUCUCCUCCCUAGCUACGAAAGUCCUAGAUGACAUCUCUAAUAGAAGGCCAUUUCAUCUUCACAAACUCAGUUGUUUAGUGUAGUCACCUUCAGUGAUCUUAGGUAGAUCAUCUGGAUAACUUCCUGCUGUUGCCCCUUGCACUCUGACGUUAAUGGAGAUAGUUUCAUGAACCAACCUCUGCUUGCUUCCAACUUUUCUUCUGUAGCUUCCUCACCUCUCAGUCUUCAAAGAAUUGAAGAAUUAGGCUUUGGCUUAAGUGAAUGUGUGGCUGGUUUAAUCUAUAUAGACCACUCAGACUUUCUCCAUCUCAGCAGUACGGCUGUUUCACUUUCUUGUUUGUGUGUUCACUGGAGUAACACUUUCAAGAACUCUUCCUUGCAUAGCUUGGCUAACUGGUGUGUAAGAGGCAUGGCUUUCACCUGCCUGGGCUUUCAACAUGCCUUCUUCACUAAGCUUUAUUAUCUGUAGCUUUUGAUUUAAAGUGAGAGACGUGACUCUUUUACUUGCACAUUUAGAGGCUACUGUUUGUUGGUUAUUAAUUAAUUGGCUUAAUUUCAAUAUUGUUGUGUCUCAGGGAAUAGGGAGGUCCAAGAAGAGGGAGAGAUUGGAAACCGCUAGUUGGUGGAACAGUUAGAAUAUACACAAGAUUUAUCAAUUAAGUUCACUGUCUUGUAUGGGCAUGGUUUGCAGUACCCUAAAACAAUUACAGUAGUAACAAAAGUCACUGAUCACAGACCACCAUGACAGAUACAAGAAUAAAAACGUUUGAAAUACUGUAAGAGUUACCAAAAUGUGACACUCACACAAAGUGAGCCCAUGUUGGGAAAAUGCCCCAAUAGACUUGCUCUAUGCAGGGUGGCCACAAGCCCUCAAUUUGUAGAAAAGGCAGUAUCUUUGAAGCACAAUGAAGCAGAAUGCAAUAAAAUGAGGUAUACUUGUAUUUUCAUUUUCUGCCAUGAAAAACUGUCUAGAGGGCAGUCUCCAACCCUAGGGACUAGGUUGCUUUUGUUUUCAUGCAUGCCCUAAGGUCAGAGAGAUGGGGGAUACCAGUAUGACGGGAGAUUCUGGUAGGGAAUCAAACCUGAUGGUGUUCAGUAGUUGUAGGUAGACUGUUGCUAAAAGUUGGACUUUCAAUUUAGAAUAAUGGGUCAGUGUAUAUUAUGUACAUUUUCUCCAUUUCCUGAGUUUAGCUUUCAACAGUUAAGAUACUUGCAACAGCAGAAGUAACACUACAUAGUGUUACAGUAUACAAAUGCCUUGUCAUUUUUAUUUUAAAAUAUAUUUAUUACCUCAGUCUCUGGCUAUAUUCACAUAGCACAAGGGCACAAGAUCAUCCCUUCUGUUUCUCUCUCUAAAGCUGAGUAGGUUCUGAGUGAACUGAUUGAUUGAUAGGCUUGUUUUUUUUUGCCCAGAAUCUAACCAGUCCUGACAUGGAGGGCAAGUAAAUUUAAACAUCUUAAAUUAGAAAUAAAGAAUGAUCUUAGGAAAUUAUAGGGUCAUUCUGGUCCAGCACUGUUUUAUAACUGGUUUCCUUCUUCUCUUUAGUAGUCACGGAAAUUAUUAGAGAGUGUUGCCUUUUCCUAAUACGGCCCCCUCAGCACAUGACGUUUAAGUAAACAACUCCGUGUAAGAGGCAGUUAUAAUAGUUUAUAUAACAUAAACUAUCUGAUACACAUACCAUCUGAAAGCCUGUAUUUCUAACAAGUUGACUCUGUGGAAGAAUAGACUAGUUCGCAGGCCAGAAGAUUAUACUGUAGAUUACACUAGUAAAGAGCAGAAAUUGUUGAAGCUUUAGUACCUAGCUGUCUUAAAGCAUUUUUAAACAUUUGCACGCUACUAACAAAAAGUUUGAAGUUAACAAGAAAUUUGAC